AUGUUGCUCGUGCUUUGGUUGGUUGUAUUUGUCUUUGAAACACCAUAUGGUGCGUCCACAAGAGAACAAUACUUGCAAUUCAUCCCUGUUAGCGGAGUUAGACAUGACACCUAUUUCUAUGAACAUCCUGGUCUGCGAAAUCCUAUUGAAAUAGAUGCCACUAUUAAACAGCAGGUCCGCAUCAGGAUUGUUGAACAUCUGAACGAGCUUCCUGUGUUAAGGAUUCAUUGCAUCGUUGCUCCACUCGAUUCGACUCAUGAACUCGUCUCUGCUUACUUAUGUCGCAGGAAGUCUACGCACGAUUCGGAUGAAUGCAUUGAUCCUAAAACAAGAAAUGUUAUUUUCGGUCGAGUUGAGUUUAGCGCUAAUGGCAAUAGAUCUUCAGGCUACACGUUUUCUUCUAGGCUACCUGUUAAAGAUGAACUGCUUGACGGCUUUUACUUCUGCAAGUAUCACAACCGGAAUGGAGAGCUAAUUUCAAAUUUUAUUGAAAUACAGGAUGCGUAUUACUAUCAUAAACGUAUGGUUAAACGACCUGUAAAGCAAACUGAGUAUUUACCUCCUUUAUCUAUCAAUGAUCUUCCCUUGAGUCUGGAAUGCGGACAAACUCAAGUAUCUGAAGAGUUGCCAAGUUGGGCUGAUGCAGCGUUCCCCAGUCCGUUUAUGUGGUCAUUUUGCGAUGUAGACAGCCCUGAUGGUAUACAGUCUGCUGGCUGCAUGCGUAGAGUUCGUCAAACAUCCACUCAUGUUACAAAUUAUUUUGAAAGUUAUGUCUCUCCGAACGGUACUUUGGUGUUAUACAAGCGCACAACUUCAGCAUGGAAAGAUAUGGGUUUGGUGUGCUGGAGCCACUUGGACUCCUCAGCUGUUUAUUCUACCUAUUUUGGUGGUUCAAAUGAGCGGCCUAAGUUGUUGACUUAUGACUCCAAUAUACCAUUCGUUGGUAGUGGAAUUACUGUAUUAUCACCCCUCACACAAAGGAUUACUGUUCGAAUUGGACCACGAACUGGUCUCAAGUUAGUCACUAAGUAUCGAUCUACUCCAGAGUACACGACUGUCAAAUGGACCAAAGACGGCAGAAGAAUUCCACCUGAUUUUCCAGGACACAGUGAUUAUCUCUUAAAGUUUCCUGAUCUCAUUCGCCGAGAGCACUCUGGGACUUACAAUUUACUUGUGGAAAACGGGUAUGAUCAAGUUAAUUUUCAGUUCAUAGUGAGUGUAGUCGGUCCACCUGAAGUGAUACGUGCUCCUCCACCUUUACUUUUAGUGAUGGAGGGAGAAAAUGUUACAUUUAGCUGUCAGUUGGAUUCGUUUAUAACGGAGUCUUUAGAAAUCAAUGGUCUACCUUAUCAACCGAAUCCUACUAAUUUUCGUACUGAACUAAGAGAUCAAUAUCCGUAUUUAAAAGAUGCUUUAAUACAACCAUUGCAAAAAAAUGGUCAUAUUUUAACUUAUUCAGCCUAUAAUUUGCUGUUUACACCUGGUAGCAAAGUUGGACCGACUCAUACUGUCAGCUUGGUUGGGAAAAAUGAAUAUGGCUUGGCUCGAGUAUCCACACUUGUCAGAGUACUACCCCGAAUAAACAUCUUGAAGGCUCCAAAGGAUUACUCAUGUACUACCGAUUGUUUAAACACUAUUUCACAUGCAUUCGAUUGCGUUAUCGACACAGAUCCUUAUCAGUCUACUUACUUUGUACAAACAUGGGAAUUAAAUGGCAUUCCUGUGUCGAAAAUGACAAAAGAUUAUCAACAGUCGAAAUUUAUUAAAACAGAAGGCACAAAGUUGAUAAUCACGCCCGUUGAUGAUCCGUCCUUAACUGUAUUGUUCCGAAAAGUGAAUGUGACAUGUCGUUGGCGUAUCUUUUAUCCACAUGUGACUUCUCGUAUUGCAGAUCUGGAUACAAGACUUUUAGAACCGAAUAUGAAGGUGUAUGAUUCUCAUGAGGAUGUAAGAAUCCGUCCACUUAUGACAGCAGCGUUGGAUCUACAAGUGGAUCAUGACCCGACUCCGGCAUCAGCUAACAUAUCUUGGAUAACAGCUGUGAUUAUCGGUAUCCUUGUUAUAAUUGCGAUCGGAGUUCUAACUGCUUGUCUGGUCAUGAGAUUCCGUGGAGAAACUUAUAUGCUGGAUCGUGAAGAACGAGCUCUUGGAAAUGAUCCAGAAAAAGAACUGCGUGAAAAAGAAGCAUUUCAAACUUAUGAAAGAGCAGAAGAACCGCCACUUCGAGGUAGUCGUUGUUCAUUAAAUGACGACAGUGCUGAAAUUGGCAGUGAUGGAGAUGGUGAACUAGACGAUUAUAAUCUCGAUCCUGGUAAAUUUAAUGAAGAAGGCUCUUUCAUUGGGGAAUAUGCAACAGAGAGACACAAAGGCCCAUCAAAUCGUUUACCAACUCUUGAUCGAAACUACAAUCCAACAGUUUAA
Molecule: messenger RNA, 2421 nt
Organism: Schistosoma spindalis
Lineage: Eukaryota; Metazoa; Platyhelminthes; Trematoda; Strigeidida; Schistosomatidae
Source: the annotation of a GenBank genome assembly